GAGCGUCAUCUAGGCCUAACUGAAGCGUUAAAGUUUCUCGGUGCCUUAAAUUGCGCACACAUGGAUUACGAUUACCAAUGUGAAUUCAUCAACACGAAAUCAAACCCAGUUGGGUCCCAAUUUCAAGCUCCAAAUUCUUGAUUAUAUUUAUGAAUUCCCCGAUAAUCAUGGCGUCUUUCAGUGCUUCCUGUCAUGUAUUUGUAUUUGUAGUUAUAGCCAUUACCACCAUCCAUUUCUCACCUCACCUCACCAAAACCUCCAUUGCAACUUCCUUCUUCUUCAUCAAUGGCUGCCGACGACGACCAGGGUGGCGAGGAGUAUUUGUUCAAGAUUGUUCUGAUUGGCGACUCUGCGGUGGGGAAAUCCAACCUCCUUUCGCGGUUUGCUCGGAAUGAGUUUGAUAACAACUCCAAGGCUACAAUCGGCGUUGAGUUUCAGACCCAAGUGGUGGAAAUCGACGGUAAAGAGGUUAAGGCUCAGAUCUGGGAUACCGCCGGCCAGGAGCGCUUUAGGGCUGUCACUUCCGCUUACUACCGCGGCGCUGUUGGGGCGCUUAUUGUCUACGAUAUUAGCCGUCGGACUACUUUUGACAGUGCCAAGCGGUGGCUCGACGAGCUCGGCGUUCAUUGUGAUACGGCGACGGUGAGGAUGUUGGUAGGGAACAAGUGUGAUUUGGAGAACAUCAGAGAUGUGAGUGUGGAGGAAGGCAAGAAUUUAGCAGAAGAGGAAAGACUGUUCUUCAUGGAGACCUCUGCUCUUGAUUCCACCAAUGUCAGAACAGCCUUUGAGCUUGUUAUUAGGGAGAUUUACAACAAUGUCAGCAGGAAAGUCCUCAACUCUGAUUCUUACAAGGCUGAGCUUUCUGAAAAUCGAGUGAGUUUGGCUGAUGGAGGAGCCUCGUCCAAAAAGGGCUUCUCUUGUUGUUCUCAAUGAGUUUUAUGUUCUCUCUCUCCAUUUUUUUGGGAGUUUAAAGGAUUGUAUUAUAAAGUCUGGUAGGUGUAUUUCGGAUUAAUUGUUCUGAACUUUCAGUUUUGUGUCUAAUAGCUCUUUGAAUUUAAAAAAAUAUCUAAUAGGUCAAUAGGUCAAUGACCUAUUAGACAUACAAUAAAAAAAAGUUGGGAGUCUAUGAUUAAGUUUUAAAAGCAGGAACUUCUUAGACACCAAAUUGAAAAUGUAUGAAUAUCAGUUACUUAUUAAUGUCAAGGGGCAUAUUAAACAUGCCUUAGAAAGUUCUUUAUCUAAAUUUGUAAUGCGCUAUAAAAUAUUGGUAAAAUACCAUUUUAGUUGUGUAG
Molecule: messenger RNA, 1292 nt
Organism: Benincasa hispida (wax gourd)
Lineage: Eukaryota; Viridiplantae; Streptophyta; Magnoliopsida; Cucurbitales; Cucurbitaceae
Gene: RABA5B
Product: RAB GTPase homolog A5B
Molecular function (GO): GTPase activity; GTP binding
Source: RefSeq, a predicted model, not a curated record